Molecule: messenger RNA, 360 nt
Organism: Talaromyces proteolyticus
Lineage: Eukaryota; Fungi; Ascomycota; Eurotiomycetes; Eurotiales; Trichocomaceae
Exons: 2
Coding region: 1-360 (119 amino acids)
Source: RefSeq, a predicted model, not a curated record
AUGUCGAGAGCAUUUUCAACCGCAGCCCAACAGCUAAAGAAGCUGGGAUGGACUCUUAAUGGCACAACCGCUGAUGUUGCUUGGGCACAACGAACUGCAGAAAAGGCAGUAGACAAGGCCCAUGGACUCGGUGGCAAAGUCGAUAGUGGUGUUGUACAAGGCAACCCUCAUCCAACACCUAAAACCGGGGAUCCUUACCAUUGCUCUAUUACUAUUGGAAAGGGGGACGUAAAGGGAAAAAACCGCGUUGUGUCAGCACAUGUGUAUCCUGACGGCACUGUUGCGUUUUCGAAGGAUUUCGGAACGGUCAAAGUCGAAAGAGACCCCGAAGCUCCCGAGGGAGAUGGAAGUGCCAUGUAG